GCCACCAGGUAACAAGGCAUCCCUAAGCGGGGAGUGUGCCCCGUUCUGGGGCAGGGGUCCCCACCCUUGAGUCUCCAGAUGUGGCUGGAUUACAGCUCCCAGAGUAGGGCAUUAUGGCUGGGAAUGAUGGGCACUGAAGUCCAACCAGGACUAGGGAACCCUGGUUCUGGAGAAAGGCACCCUAUAUGCUCCAGUGGGGCUGGAACCCUGCCUAGUCUCCAUGGAUUUAGGAAUCCCUGGAAGUUGCUUGCUCCAGCCUUUGGGGGAAGGGGGGAGGAAGUGCAGGCCCUUGCUUUGCUGCAGCUACACUACACCAGGUUUGGUGCCAGACCCAGACUGUUGGAAGGGGCGUUGUACAGCAACAAGAGAGGGAAACCCCUUUAGUUCUUUCCAACCUGUGCUUGAAUGCAAACUUGCAGCCUUUAAUUUUCUAUACAGAUAUCGUAAUGCAUCCUGAACCCUUUAUAUGGUGCAGAAGGGAUCUCUAGAUAACAAUAGAGGAGUUUCCCAUUCUCUUCCCAGUGCCUUUACUUUUAUCUUCAGCUUGUCUUGUCUGCCCCCCUCUCCACUUUAAGGGUUGCUGGUGAGGGAGGAGUCAUCCCUGCUUGUCUGAAGAUCAGAAUUCUCUCUCUCUGCAACAAGGAUUCUUGUUAGGAAGAGAACAAACCUCCGUUCGUAAAAAGGGAAUAGAUGUGUUCUUGGACUCUUCCCACUGCUGGGGCUUGCCCUGGCUUAUUCUCCUCAUCUUAGCUAAUGUCUAGUAGUAUGUUUGGAGAAAGGUGGCAGGUAUCGCAUCUGGCAGGGGUGUAACUACCAUUAGGCAAGGGGAGGCGGCUGCCUGGGGCCCCCCACGCCUCGAGGGCCCCCCCAGAGGCAAGUCACAUGUGAAGUGGGUGUGUGUGUAUCAGCGAGGGGCCCAUUUUAAAAUUUUGUCUCUGGGCCCACUCCAGCCUCAUUACGCCCCUGGCAUCUGGUAUGCUUGGCAGCUGCCCUAAAAGACAGCUUGAUCUGCAGGUUGAUUUCUUCCCUUGGGUGCAUUGCUGGGACUGGGUGGAUAAGAAGGCUGCUAAGUUCUUGGUUCACCUGGUAGUCCUAUGGGAAGCAGAGUUGGUACCUGGUUUUGCUUGUUUUUGACAGAAAUGCAGAGCUUGUUGUGCUCUGCCCAAGGGGCAUUGGAGAGAGACUGCCAUUGCUUGACAUUUGUAGCUUCCCAAACACAAACCAGGGUGUUAAGUGUUCCUUUUCCUCUUGGGUGCCCUGGGAAAGGUGAGUCCCUCUGCCCUCAUGACAGUCUCUUCUCAGCUGCCUGGACUGGUCUCUGUCAGUCAUAUGAUCAGCAAGGACCAGCACAGGCUGAAGCGCUCCAUAAGUCCAUUGGAUCUAGACCUCCGGACUGGAGGUGUCAGGGUCUCUUGAGAGGGAAUAUUCCAUCUCCUUAUAAACCCUCUCUCUUUUUGACCCAUCCAGUGACUGAGUAGGUAGGAGUUCGGUUUAUCAAAGUAGCCCUUAGCAGUGUUCUGUCUAUUUUUUUCCAUCUGUGUGCAGAAUGAGUCCCCCCACCCCACCCCGGAUGGCAGUAUCAAAGCAGUGUGUACACACAUAUAUUCAGAGUGGGGCCUUCCUGAUUCAGCCUGAGCAGGAUCUAAAAUUAACUGAGUGGACAUCAAAAAACUUGGGAGCAUGCGCACAUGUGCACACCUUAGAGGGACUGCUGGCCCUUAGAUCUUUGUCCUUUUUAUAUCAGAUGUGUCAUAGAUGCUCAUGGAAAUGCACUGUGUAGGAGGAGGGAGAGGCCUUGCUUUUCUUCCCCCUUUCCAAAGCACAAGUUUGUUAGGAUCAGGCAAGACUCAAAAGUUGUUAUAACAGAGUAAAUGGACAGAGGAACUACUUGUCCUUUUGAAUGUCAACAAAUGGGCUGUGGUGGGAUUGCUUUAAUCUCAUUCAGACUAGGUUGUGAAUUGUGUGGAGUUGCAGGGUGCCUAGUAUGCCCUAGGAGGGUGGGUGGCAGUGCCUGGUUCCCUUAGUUGUCCUACUCCAUUAUGUGGGAAUGUCCUUUUGAUUUGAAUGGAGUUUUGUGUUUUCAAUGUGCUUAAGAGCAGAGGUGUGUGAUAGCUGUUGUGCAGAUCACUCCAAAGCAGUACAGCUGGUUUUUUGGUACUAAAAACUUUUAGUACUUUUUGGUUGUAGUUGUUAAUAAUGCUCCUGAAAACAGGCACAUCAAAUUCAGGAUAUCCUCAUGUAAGACACUUUGAUUAAAACUCCAUUUUGUCUGGCAUAGCCGUCUGUGCUUCAACAAAGCUGGGUCAGUUGUUCACAACUCCUGCUUUGCACUUUGCAUUAAAGCACAAAGAAUGAUUCUUAGGAACAUAGGAAGUUGCCUUAGCCAGGCCUUUGUUCCAUCUAGCUUAGUAUUGUCUACAGAGACUGGCAGCAGCUUCUCCGAAGUUGCAGGUCUCUCCCAGCCCUAUCUUGGAUAUACCAGGGAAGGAACUUGGAACCUUCUGCAUGCAAGCAUAAAGAUGUUCUUCCCAGAGUGGCCUCAUCCCCUAAGGGGAAUAUCUUAGUGCUCACAUGCAGCCUCCCAUUCAAAUGGAAACCAGGGCAGACUCUGCUUAGCAAAGGGGGCAAUUCAUGCUUGCCACCACAAGGCCAGCUCUUCUCCCAUUAGAAAUGCAGCUCUUUCCCCACCUCCCACAAUGCAUUAGCUGAGAGUGAAGUUGUGAGAGUCAGCAACCAGUUUUUAAAUGAGUUUUUUUGGUAACGCAGGAAAGUCGUUUAGACUGUGGAUGCAGCACAGUUCAGCUCCAGUGAUUCUGCAUGCAGUGGCUUCCACAAGAAGCAUAAUGUCUCAUUGAAUUCUGGAACAUAUAAACAUUUCUGUUUUGUUACAUUACAAAUGGGUCAUGUUUCUAAAGACUUCACUGCAUCGUGAGAGGAGCUCCUGUAUCUGCUGUCUCUUCCUUCUCAGAGCUGCUGCAGGCAUGACCUAUUUCCUACAAGGAAGUGGCUAUAUAGGAAGUCUUUGAAGUGGCCCUUGCAGUGCAAUCCUGUGCAUGUUUACUCGAAACAGAAGCUAUUAAUGGAGGAACACACGGUGACGCAGACGGAACACAUGGCCACCAUUGAGGCCCAUGCUGUGGCCCAGCAGGUGCAGCAGGUUCACGUGGCCACCUACACAGAGCACAACAUGCUCAGCGCAGACGAAGACUCGCCGUCGUCUCCUGAGGACACAUCCUAUGAUGACUCUGACAUUCUCAACUCCACAGCUACCGAUGAGGUGACUGCCCACCUGGCCGCUGCAGGCCCAGUAGGAAUGGCAGCUGCGGCUGCUGUGGCAACAGGUAAAAAACGGAAACGCCCGCACGUUUUUGAGUCUAACCCCUCAAUCCGCAAGAGGCAGCAGACACGUUUGUUACGGAAGCUCCGUGCCACUCUGGACGAAUACACCACCCGUGUGGGGCAGCAGGCCAUCGUCCUGUGCAUCUCGCCCUCCAAACCCAACCCUGUUUUUAAAGUGUUUGGAGCAGCACCGCUGGAGAAUGUGGUGCGCAAGUACAAGAGCAUGAUCCUGGAAGAUCUGGAGUCAGCACUCUUAGAGCAUGCACCUGCGCCACAAGAGGUUAACUCGGAGCUGCCACCUCUAACCAUCGAUGGGAUUCCAGUCUCUGUGGACAAGAUGACCCAGGCACAGUUGCGGGCGUUCAUCCCUGAAAUGCUGAAAUACUCAACAGGUCGUGGGAAGCCCGGCUGGGGGAAGGAGAGCUGCAAGCCUGUAUGGUGGCCUGAAGACAUUCCGUGGGCCAACGUUCGCAGCGACGUCCGGACAGAGGAGCAAAAACAGAGGGUGUCCUGGACUCAGGCGCUGCGGACCAUCGUGAAGAACUGCUACAAACAGCACGGCCGUGAGGAUUUGCUCUAUGCUUUUGAGGAUCAGCAAACACAGCCUGCAACGGCGACUCACAGUAUAGCACAUCUGGUGCCAUCCCAAACAGUGGUGCAGACCUUCAGCAAUCCUGAUGGCACCGUCUCUCUCAUCCAGGUGGGCACGGGAGCAACAGUGGCCACCUUGGCAGAUGCCUCUGAACUGCCUACCACAGUUACGGUCGCACAAGUCAACUACUCCGCAGUCACCGACGGAGAGGUGGAACAGAACUGGGCAACGCUACAGGGGGGUGAGAUGACCAUUCAAACAACACAGGCCUCAGAAGCCACGCAGGCAGUGGCAUCGCUGGCAGAAGCUGCAGUGGCAGCAUCCCAAGAGAUGCAGCAAGGCGCAACGGUCACCAUGGCGCUCAACAGCGAAGCAGCCGCCCAUGCUGUGGCCACCCUCGCAGAAGCCACCCUGCAAGGCGGAGGGCAGAUUGUCCUGUCUGGGGAAACGGCAGCGGCUGUCGGCGCGCUCACCGGCGUUCAGGAUGCAAAUGCAGCAAGGUUCCAGUCUGAUGGAAGGGGGAGCAGGAAAUAUUUCGGGGGCGGGGAGUGGCCACUCCCCCUUGGAGUCAUCCCUUCUUGCCUCGUCCAGAUCCCCGUCAGCAUGUACCAGACGGUGGUCACCAGCCUUGCACAGGGGAAUGGCCCCGUCCAGGUUGCCAUGGCACCCGUGUCCGCCAGGAUAACGGACAGCACUGUCACCAUGGACGGCCAGGCCGUGGAAGUGGUGACGCUGGAGCAGUGACGGCCCAGCGGUGGGACCAAGCUGCUGCUGCCGCUUCCUCCUUUCUUGCGCAAAUAGUUUUUCUACACCUCUCCAGAGAUGCCAUCAGGUGGCAUUUGAGUCUCGCAGCUUUGGAAGCAAAGGUUUUGUUAACAAAAAUGGAAAAAACGGGAAACGGAGCAAAGCAAAACGGUGCAUGUUGGAGUGCGGUUUUCUAGCGCCGUUCCACUCUCACGGGAGCAAGCAGGCCCAGGCAAACCGAGCCCUUCCCUCCCCACUGCAUGGACCAUCUUUGAUGACAGCCAGGGUGAGGCGUGCAAAGGUGGGCUGCCCUCCUGCCUUGGGGGUCUGUGGUGGGGCUCCCCGCAGACUUCUGUUGCCCCCUUCCUGCAGAGGCUCCAAAAGCCACAUUGCUCUGCCGUCCUUGCAUUGAGAAUUAGGUGUCAUUUUAACAUGGACAUAAAUUUAAAGAGAGAGGUUUGAAGACCGUCUGGAAAAGAGACACCCCCCUUCCCCUGUUCCCCUUGAGGAGGCAUUAGAGUAAGGCUCUCCAGAGGAGACAGCAAGGGCUGCUUCCCAUUGAUGCUGGAUCCCCGUAAGAAAGGGAGGGGCCUUCCUCCGGGGCAGGGGUGUGUGUGUUGGUGACCUGAUGGAGCAGAUCCCCCCCUCACCCUCCUUUUUUAAAAGUCCAUGCUUGGAAACCCGACUCCUUUCCUUUCCCUACGGAACCGUUUUGGUUUGCAUUUUAAGAACCUCCUUCCUUCCCGGGACAAGUUCAGAAAGGCAAAAGGAACGAAGCCACAAGAGAGGGGUGCGGGGUGUUGCAAAGGGACACCACUAGCUUCUUCCCACUCUUCCUCUUUUCCUCUUUGACCACAUGGCUCGAAAGGUUGGCCUGGGCCAUCUGCGGCUGUGGAGGCAGUUCAGGAUGGCUGGCCAGCCUCCCCCCGCUCUGCCUUGCCCUUCCUCUCCUCCUUGGCUCAUGAACUUCCCAGGGUUUCCAGCUCCACAUGAAGCACACACACUCUCUCCCCUCUGCCCAGAUGGUCUCUGGCCCCCCUGCCCAAAGCCCUGCCUCUCCCAUGGCCCAGCAAGACGGGCCGCCUUCCCUCCCCGCGGCCCCUGCGCCUCUCUCUGCCGCUCAGGGCGACUGCCAGCAGCCCAGGCCCCGAUGUCCGCUGCGGCACACAUGCCGACAGGCACCAAGGUCCGAGGAUGUGGCAGUCCCUGUGCACAGCCGGCAAACAGGACAGACGAUGGCCGCUGGAGUGGUGGGCCAGAGCAGGGCUCCCUCAAACAGGGAUGCCCAGCUGGUGUGGACUACAACUCCCAGCAUCCCUGGCGGCAAUGACUUUUGCUUGGGGGCUAUGGGAGUUGUAGUCAACAACGUCUGGGAAUCCCUGAUGGAGGGGACGCUGGGUCAGAGGAUGGGCUGCCCACUCUCACCGCUUAAUAGAGUCGCCCUUCCCGAGAGCCUUUUCAGGGCCCGCUUUAUUUACAUCCCAGAGAGGCCAGAAUGUUUGGCUGCCCCCACAAAAAGCAAAAUGCUGCCACUCUCCCUCCUUUCCCAUUGCCACCCCCACCUCACCCCUCUUGUUGGCAUCUGGAAUUGCAUACAGUAUUUAAUUUGAAUUUUAUUUUUACGUGGCCAUUUAUCAAGCUUCUCCGCAUCUGUCUCAGCUUCAAGGCACCUCACCCUACCCUGAUUCUUGUAUUUGCGUGAGGCUUUUGUUAACAGGAUCUCUCUACAGCCCUUUGGUUUCCCACCCGCUCCCACACACACACGCUUUUCUUUCUGGACUUAAAUUGAAGGGAGGGCACCCUUCCUUCCCAUAGAAACAAACCCAGGUCUCCACUUUAAUUUUUUAAUUUUUUAAAAAAUAUAUUAUUAUUAUUAUUUUGUAUUGUCGUUGUGAAGAUGUCGGGUGUGACUUUAAACUCAGUGUUCUUUUUUCUCCUUUUUUUUUUUUUUUUUGCAAUGGAAUAACGUUCUGAUAGACUGAGAAAUUAUUUCCCUGAGACCCAAAGAAAAAUCAACCUUUUUUCCACUCCCCCCCACCCCACCCUCCAGUCCUUUAGCAGAGCAUGGAAAUAUCUGUUGUUCCCCCCGAUUCUGUCUGUUGCCUCAUUCAAUAAAUUGUUACAGAUGUGUCCAUAA
Molecule: messenger RNA, 6812 nt
Organism: Hemicordylus capensis (graceful crag lizard)
Lineage: Eukaryota; Metazoa; Chordata; Lepidosauria; Squamata; Cordylidae
Gene: NRF1
Product: nuclear respiratory factor 1
Exons: 12
Coding region: 3080-4675 (531 amino acids)
Biological process (GO): regulation of transcription by RNA polymerase II
Cellular component (GO): nucleus
Molecular function (GO): RNA polymerase II cis-regulatory region sequence-specific DNA binding; DNA-binding transcription factor activity, RNA polymerase II-specific
Source: RefSeq, a predicted model, not a curated record